AUGAUUCUGACAAAACAGUACCGAUGCGUACACUCGUCUUCAUGCCAAUGUACAAAAGGUCAUUUAAGCGAAGAUGUGAUAUUCUUGGUGUUUAACAAUUUGAAUUGGAACCCGAAGCUAAUAGCUACUCUGUCAUGUGUAUGCAAAUGGUUCGACGAUCUUGCCAAGCGAGUUCUAUGGAAAGAGUUUUGUCGAACGAGAGCUCCUAAGAUGAUGAUUGAUCUCCAAUCUAGCGGAACUCACAGUAUCGAUGGAAACUGGAGUGCCUUAGGGAAGCUGCUUAUAUACUGUUCAGGAUGCAAAAAAGGAGGUUUGUUUAAGAACGUCCAUAUCCCCGGUCAUUUCGUUUACAGGACACGAUUCUCUAAAACAUCAGGAAAGAGCUUUCUUUUGCCGCAGUGUAUAAACGAUGUUUUGUAUGUGUCUGAUCCCUGCGAGCAUCUUGACCAAGGGGAAGAAGGAGAUAUAGGAUUCUUCCGCGGAGUUUUCAAGUCGUUUGCAACCACAAACAUCAGGAGGAUGCUUAUUAACAAAGGCGCUCGGCUCCAUACUACGGAAGUUUGUCCGUAUUGUAAGGCGAGGCUGUGGAGCAUGCUGCAGGCUAACAUGAUACCGCAGACAGCUAGUUGCAGGUUGGGUUCGUAUGAAGAAUGCGUCGAUUAUCAUGUGUGUCUAAACGGACACAUGGUUGGGAUCUGCACCUUGUUACCGUUGUCUGAUUCAGAAGAGGUGUCUGAGAAGGAGUAA
Lathyrus sativus (Indian pea) is the source of this 747-nucleotide messenger RNA. The record is from the annotation of a GenBank genome assembly. NCBI's taxonomy places the organism in Eukaryota, Viridiplantae, Streptophyta, Magnoliopsida, Fabales, Fabaceae.